AUGCCAAUAAAGAAGACUAAAAAGAGACUCACCAUUCCGUGGUGGACUGAGGAGCUCGCCGAGAUGAAGAAGCGCGUAGCCACCAGCAGACGCAGGAUCAGGAACGCAGCGCCGGUGCGGAGAGCGUUGGUCGUCAGCCUGUACCUGGAACUAAAAGAAAAUUAUAUGAAGGCGGUCAAAAAUGCACAGACGGAGAGCUGGAAGGAGUUUUGCGGGAAGCAGAGCAGGGAGGGGGUCUGGGAGGGAAUCUACCGGGAUCGUGAGGACGACGACGACUCAGACCAUUGCCGAACUCGACAACUGGCAAAAUUAGUAAACGCGUGUGGUGAUGUGAAGAAUAUCCGCGCCAAGCUGGAGAGUAAGAAAAUUAUCGUUCUUGUGUCAUUGGAUAUAGAGGGAGCCUUCGACAGCGCAUGGUGGCCGGCGAUCAAAGUCCGUUUGGCAGAGGAAAAGUGUCCGAUCAACUUAAGGCGAGUAAUAGAUAGCUACCUGAGUGACAGGGAGGUAAUAGUCAGGUAUGCGGGAGCGGAGAAUAGACGCAAAACCUCGAAAGGGUGCGUCCAAGGCUCGAUUGGUGGUCCCAUCCUGUGGAACCUUCUUCUGGACCCGCUCUUGAAGCAGCUGGAGGCUAGAGGCAAUUACUGCCAAGCCUUCGCGGACGAUGUGGUGAUGCUAUUCGACGGUGGCACAGCCUUGGAGAUAGAGCAACAGGCCAAUGCCGCUCUCGAGCAUGUGCGCGCGUGGGGUGUCAAAAAUAAGCUCAAAUUUGCGCCACACAAAACCAGUGCCAUGGUGAUUACACGCAAGCUAAAGUAUGACACUCCUCGCCUGGCCAUGGGCGGGAUCGACAUUGGAAUGUCGAAGGAAGUGAAGAUACUGGGACUGACGAUAGACGCCGGCCUCACCUUCAACUCUCACGUUGCCGGCGCAUGUAAAAAAGCAAUUGCUAUUUACAAGCACCUUGCCAGAUCUGCACGUGUGAGUUGGGGACUGCACCCAGAGGUCGUGCGUUCGAUCUACACCGCCGUUGUCGAACCUAUAGUGCUGUACGCCGCGAGUGCAUGGGCGCCAGCCGUGAACAAACUGGGGAUAAGAAAACAGCUGAACGUGGUACAAAGAGGCUUCGCUCAGAAGCUCUGCAGAGCCCAUCGCACGGUCUCCCUGCACUCGGCCCUCUUGCUGGCGGGGAUACUCCCCCUCGAUCUUCGAGUGCGUGAAGCUGCUUCACUGUACGAAGCAAAGAGGGGAUUGCCCCAUUCAGCAUUAGGGGACCGGGACAUAGAAACAAUGACAAGUGCGAUGGACUUCCCCCACCCAGCCGAACAGACAACUGUAGAGUUCAGUAGCCUGGUAGACGAGGAACAAUAUAAUAACCACGCCUUUAAUUACGACGUGAGAAUCUUCACGGACGGCAGCAAAAUCGAGGGCAAAGUCGGCGCGGCGCUAUCUUUGUGGGAUAGUGCCACCGAAAUUAAGUCGAAAAAACUUGUACUGCCGUCCUACUGCACCGUGUACCAGGCGGAACUGUUGGCACUACAGAGAGCAGCUGGGGAGGUGCUCAACAGCGAAAAAACUACGUUCGGCAUAUUCAGUGACUCGAUGGCGGCGCUGCAAACUGUCGCCAACCCAACCUCCCCCAUCCGCUGGCAGUGGAAACAAGAAAUGCUCUCCGCCACUGCGCCUCCCAGAAUAAGAGAGUUUCCUUGUUCUGGAUAA
Molecule: messenger RNA, 1716 nt
Organism: Spodoptera frugiperda (fall armyworm)
Lineage: Eukaryota; Metazoa; Arthropoda; Insecta; Lepidoptera; Noctuidae
Exons: 3
Coding region: 1-1716 (571 amino acids)
Molecular function (GO): nucleic acid binding
Source: RefSeq, a predicted model, not a curated record